UCUGUAUCCCGGACACUCGUUACAUCUCUCAGCUUCAAACGCGAUCUCCUUUACAAAGUUCUCCAUUACAAUAAAAAAAAAUUAAUUUAAUUAACCAUUCGUAAAAAUUUUUUUUGUGAAAUUUUAAUUAUUCGAAAUUAAUAAAUUAAUUGUUUAUAUAUUUAUUACAAGUGCUACAUUAUCAUCAUGAUUGCAUACGGAUUAAUAUACGGCCUCGUGAUAAUUGGAAACUGCAUACUGUCAUCGGCAACGAUCUUGAAAGGGGGGGAUCCCUCAUCUCUGCAUCUUUACAAAACAAACUUACGGCCACUAAAUGAGCUGGAUUACAUACUGAAGCGUAGUGCGGGGGCGGUGGCCAACGUUGACGAGAGUCCAGAUUCAAAAGAACGACGGAGUCAAAUGGGAUCAUCAUUUAUACGAUUCGGCCGUAACCAUAUGACCGGUACCGGAGAAAAUAUCGAGUACUCAUUGAACGGUCUCAGUGACGUCGACUCAUCUCGGAUUCCUCGCGGCCGUUCUGACGUCAUCAUACGUUUCGGUAGAUCUGGCUCCGGUAAAAUCGACUCAAUGAUCCUGCGUAAUAACAAAUUACUAAAAGUGAUACCGAUUGAUAUCGAACAAUUGGGUAUCGUUUGCUCAGAUAUUUUGGCUGCUGAUAAUUCUUCCGCAGAACUUGCGCGUCUCUGCAAUUCCUUUAUGUCUAAUGAUGAAAAAAAUGAAUAAUUAUUUUUUAUUUUUAUUUUAUAACGACUUUUUUUUAAGCUGAAUUUUAUUUUACUGGAAUAAGUAGAGUAUUAAAUGUAUUAUUCUGUUGUUACUUGAGGAUUCAUUACUCGAUUAAAGCUGCUCAGCUGUUCGAUAUUCAAGGCUAAUCGUUAUAUUGUUCGUUACGUAAAAGUACAUCCACCCGACGGAUUUGUCAACUUUUGAAUUAUAUAUUAUUAUAUGUAUAUUAAAUUACCGAUGUAUUGUUCAGAGUCACGUUUCAAAUUUUUUUUUUAAUUAUAAUUUUAUAUUUUACUUUACAGUCCAAUGGUAUUGAUAAUUUAAUUAAUUAAAUGAAGUUAUAAAUAUUUUAAGCAGAUAAUUAUUUUAUAAAAUACAUUUAUAUUUUAUAAAUUAUUUAUAUGAUCCGUCUAUUGAUAAUAAAUAUGUCUCGAACUCGAGGUAACUUGUAUAUGUAUUUAAAUUUAAUACUUAAAGUUAUAAAUAAAUAAAUAAAAUAUAAUG
This is a messenger RNA of Microplitis mediator, 1230 nucleotides long. RefSeq names its product FMRFamide-related peptides-like. The record is from RefSeq and is a predicted model, not a curated record. The coding region runs from base 187 to 723 and encodes 178 amino acids. Lineage: Eukaryota; Metazoa; Arthropoda; Insecta; Hymenoptera; Braconidae. The transcript is spliced from 2 exons.